UCUGAAGAGAGAAUGUUCCAGACCAGAGCUGAGGCCCUGAGAGCCUUCUUCCUGGCCUUCCUGCUGAGUCUCCCAGGAUCUGGGGCCAUCAAAGUGGAGCACGUAGCGAUUUAUGACAUAUUUGUACAGACGCAACAUCCAUCCGGUGAAUGCAUGUACGCGUUUGAUGGCGAUGACCUGUUCUACGUGGAUCUUGACAGGGAGGAGACGGUCUGGGACCUGCCAGAGUUCAGCAAGGUGUAUGCGUUCGACGCCCAGGAGGCUCUGCCCUACAUCAUCAGCCUGAAGAACAACCUGAGAGCCUUGAUCCAGAGAUACAACGUCACCCAGGCCCCCAGUGAGCCUCCUGAGGUGACCGUGUUCCCUAAGAACCCGGUAGAGCAGGGCCAGCCCAACGUCCUCAUCUGCCACAUCGACAGGCUCUUCCCCCCAGUGCUCAAUGUCACAUGGCUGCGUAAUGGGCAGCUGGUCACUGAAGGAACUUCUGAGACCAUCUUUCUGCCCAGCACAGAACUCAGGUUUCACAAAUUCCACUACCUGACCUUCAUUCCCACGGCGCAGGAUGUGUAUGACUGCAGGGUGGAGCACUGGGGCCAGGGCCAGCCCAGUCUCGGUCACUGGGAAAUGCAGGAGCCAGUUCAGGUGUCCGAGACAAUGGAGACUGCGGUCUGUGCCCUGGGCCUGCUGGUGGGCCUGGUGGGCAUCAUGGUUGGCAGUGUGCUCAUCAUAAGGGCUCCGCACAGGAGGCAGAACCCCCGGGCCCAGGAACCCCUGUGA
Messenger RNA from Arvicanthis niloticus (Nile rat), 777 nucleotides. Its product is annotated as RLA class II histocompatibility antigen, DP alpha-1 chain. Gene Ontology annotation, cellular component: MHC class II protein complex; membrane. The record is from RefSeq and is a predicted model, not a curated record. Gene Ontology annotation, biological process: antigen processing and presentation; immune response. NCBI's taxonomy places the organism in Eukaryota, Metazoa, Chordata, Mammalia, Rodentia, Muridae.